Molecule: messenger RNA, 3438 nt
Organism: Diachasma alloeum
Lineage: Eukaryota; Metazoa; Arthropoda; Insecta; Hymenoptera; Braconidae
Gene: Rtel1
Product: regulator of telomere elongation helicase 1 homolog
Exons: 4
Coding region: 146-3094 (982 amino acids)
Biological process (GO): DNA repair; negative regulation of t-circle formation; telomeric loop disassembly
Cellular component (GO): nucleus
Molecular function (GO): DNA helicase activity; ATP binding; DNA binding
Source: RefSeq, a predicted model, not a curated record
UGGACUUUGUUUUGGCGGUAAAGUCGGGAGGAAAGACACAGUGACAUUAUUCAUCACUAGGAAUUGUCAGAGUUUGUUAAUAUCGAUGGGAUAAGGGUUUUUUGAGGGUUCAACUGGAUAAAUUGUGGGUGUUGGACUGACGAAGAUGCCUGAUGUGGUUAUCAAUGGAAUUCAGGUUACGUUUCCGUUCCAACCGUACAAGGUACAGGAGGAUUAUAUGGCUAAGGUGAUCGAGUGCCUCCAGAAUAAAAAACAUGGAGUUCUGGAGUCACCAACAGGAACUGGAAAAACAUUGAGCCUGCUCUGCUCCUCCCUGAGUUGGCUCCUAGUGAAAAAAGCCCAGCUGCAGGCCCAGGCGAUAAUGGGAGCUGUGGAGAAGCCAGAGUUCGGUGGAAAAUUCUUCGAGAAUCUCGCAAAUGGUCUUAACAGUUCUGCUGGAGUAUCAACUGAGGUGUCAGCCCAGAAUCCCAACUUCGGUUGGGCCAUGCCAAAGAUCAUCUACGCCUCCAGAACUCACUCACAAUUAUCCCAGGCUAUGCAGGAGUUGAAGAGAACCUCUUACAAACAUGUUAAAGUUGCUGUGAUUGGAUCUAGGGAUCAGUUGUGCAUUCAUCCUGAGGUCUCCAAGGAGCAAAAUUCAGCCAACAAAAUCCACAUGUGCCAGGCCAAAGUCAAAGCCAGAACCUGUUUUUAUUUCAAUAACGUUGAGAUCAGAAAAGACGAUCCAGCCUUCAAAACCGAAAUUUGUGACAUUGAAGAUUUAGUUAAAAAUGGUCAGAAGUUCAAGUGCUGUCCAUACUUCCUGGCCAAGGAGCUGAAGCAGUCAGCAGACAUAACUUUCAUGCCCUACAAUUACCUCCUAGAUCCGAAGACGAGAAAAUCCCAGGGGAUUGAUCUCCAGAACCACGUGAUUCUCCUCGACGAGGCUCACAACGUCGAGAAGACGUGUGAAGAAGCAGCUUCCCUCCAGAUCAGUAGUACAGACGUAGCCCUGUGCAUCGAUGAGAUCACAAAGGUAAUGAAGGACAUGGCUGAGGACAAGUCUGAGGACAUUGGUUUCAACCUCGAAGGCCCCGGAACGAAUUUACAGAAGGAUUUCACCCCUGAGGACCUGUGUGUUCUCAAGAUUAUGUUUCUGGCUGUGGAGAAGGCCAUCGACGAGAUUCCCUUGAAGAUGGGGACUGAGGGGGACACAUACCCUGGUGGAUACGUCUUUGAACUCCUCGAGAAGGCCGAUUUAACCCAUGGAAAAGAGCAAAUAGUCAUCGAAAAACUUGAUAAAAUCGUUCUGUACUUGUCGACGAUCAGUGCAUCUCCAUUUGCCAGACGUGGAAAUUCGCUGCAGAAGUUCUGUGAUUUUCUGAGGACAGUUUUCAGCGGCGGGGGGGCAUCGAAUUCGUUUAAGCACCGUGAGAGGGUCAAGCAGGCGUAUAAAGUUUAUGUUCAGCCUGAGGAGGCCAAGAAAUCUGGGAGGAACGAUGGCUGGGAGCCCAAGAAACCUGCGCAGAAGGCUGGGGGCAAGCUCAUCAGCUACUGGUGCUUCAGUCCUGGCUUUGGAAUGCAACAGUUACUAGAGCAGGGGGUUCAUUCCAUCAUUUUGACUAGUGGCACGUUGUCUCCUUUGAAACCAUUCAUCUCGGAAUUGGGUAUUCCUAUUGAUGUGCAGCUGGAGAAUCCUCAUAUUGUCACUGCCAAACAGGUAUGCGCAGGAGUAUUGAGUCAAGGGCCCGACUGCCACCCCCUGAACUCCUCCUACAACACUCGAAACGACCCAAAGUACAUUUCCGCCUUGGGACGAACCCUCUACAACUUCAGCUGCCUCAUCCCCCACGGUCUCCUCGUCUUCUUCCCCUCCUACCCAAUGAUGAAGAAGUGUCGAGACGACUGGCAGAGCUCAGGGCUCUGGUCGACAAUCUCCGAGAAGAAGCCGAUCUUCGUGGAGCCCCAGACAAAAGACAGUUUCAACAGCGUGAUGAACGACUUCUACCAAAAGAUCCAAGACCCAACGCACAAUGGAGCGAUUUUCCUGGCUGUCUGCAGGGGAAAGGUCUCCGAGGGCCUGGACUUUGCGAACGCCAAUGGUCGAGCUGUCCUCAUCACAGGCCUCCCUUUUCCACCGCUGAAGGACCCCAGAGUUGUGCUGAAGCAGAAGUACCUCGAGGAGAUGAGAAUGAAGAACAAGGAGGGACUCUCUGGGCAGCAGUGGUACCAGCUGGAGGCCUCCAGGGCAGUGAACCAGGCGAUUGGAAGAAUAAUAAGACACAAGGACGACUAUGGAGCGAUUGUUCUGUGUGACACGAGGUUCAACAACGCCAGCUUCAAGGGACAACUGUCAUCCUGGUUGAGGCCCCACAUAAAGGACUUCUCGAACUUUGGAAUUGUCACCAGAGAGCUCAGGAAUUUCUUCAAGACUGCUGAAGCCACUCUUCCACAGCCCAAGAGCGCUCCCUCGAGGGAGUUCUCACUCCCGGCAGUUCCUGCGAGCUUCGAGUACAGCAGUAAAACACGUGGAGGGAGCUCCCUGAAGGUAGCAGAGACAGCAGCACCAGAAGAAAAUUUUAAUCUCGAUAUGUACAAGCCUGAGAAGGUGGAGAACAAUUCGAGUGUCAAGAAGAAGGAUUUUCCGGAGCCUCAGGGGAAGAGUGUUAUCAACUUUGGGACACUGAAGGCUGUGGGGGGCUGGAGUCAAUCAGAACUCGUUAAGAAUUCCAUUUCCUCGGAGCCAGCCUCGAAGAAACGGAAAUUGAAGAUUCAACCGAUCGAAUUCACGUUCGACGCUCAGGCAUCGACGUCCAGAGACCCUCAGGAGCAGAAUGGACACAAUGGUUUGGAAAAGAAAAGCCCUGGGGAUGAGAAGAAGGAGCUGGGCAAGAUGUAUCUGAAGGAGGUGAAACGGUCACUCAGUGAGGAUAAUUAUAAGGUUUUUGCGAAGAUGAUUCAGGUGUACACGAAAACUGGAGAUUUCGAGGGACUUUUGAAGACCCUGGAGGGAUUGUUCCCUGUUGGUAGUGGAUUUGAAAGGCUUUUCGAGGGAUUUAGAAGCUUCUUGAAGAAGCAACACGUCUCUGCGUUUGAUAGCCACGUAAGGAAAUGAAAUAAUCACGUUGUCUUCUCUUUGUAGCUAAAAGUGCCUUAAAUUAUUUAUUAGUGAAGAAAAUGAACCACAGGUUGGAAUAAACGACUAAUUUUUUAUAAUUUCUUCUCGAGUUGUUAUUCACUCAUUAAUUAAUUACGUAUUGUAUAAAAAUUGUAUUAUCUAUCCCAAUUCGGUUCUCUUUUCAAUAUUAACAGCAAAUAAUUAGGGGAUAAAAACCAUAGGACAAUAAAUAAAAGGGUAGAGUGAACAGAAUUUGGGAAGAGGUGUUUAAAGAAGGGAACAGCGAAGAUAAAAAAACACAUAGUGAUGAUAGUGAAGAAAAUGAACCACAGGUUGGAAUA